Athene cunicularia (burrowing owl) is the source of this 2462-nucleotide messenger RNA. It is a transcript of the gene CISD1, whose product is annotated as CDGSH iron sulfur domain 1. Lineage: Eukaryota; Metazoa; Chordata; Aves; Strigiformes; Strigidae. Gene Ontology annotation, biological process: regulation of autophagy. The transcript has 3 exons. Gene Ontology annotation, cellular component: intracellular membrane-bounded organelle; mitochondrial outer membrane. The coding region runs from base 7 to 333 and encodes 108 amino acids. The record is from RefSeq and is a predicted model, not a curated record. Gene Ontology annotation, molecular function: 2 iron, 2 sulfur cluster binding.
GGAGCCAUGGGGCCGGGGCACAACUCCGCUGUGCGGGUGGAAUGGAUCGCUGCGGUCUCCUUAGCUGCUGGAGCAGCUGCUGUCGGGUACCUAGCUUACAAAAAAUUUCUCUCUAAAGACAAAUGCUGCAAAGCCAUGGUGAAUCCCCAUAUCCAGAAGGAUAACCCCAAGGUAGUCCAUGCAUUUGACGUGGAAGAUCUGGGAGACAAGGCUGUGUACUGUCGUUGUUGGCGAUCUAAGAAGUUCCCGCUGUGUGAUGGCUCUCACACAAAGCACAACGAGGAAACUGGUGACAACGUUGGGCCACUGAUCAUCAAGAGGAAGGAGGCAUAGAGUGGACAGUAGAAGCUACAGAACGAAUGUCUGACAAACCCUCUGCUCACUUGUGAUUGGGGGAAAAACCACAAAUUCUUUGUCAUGUCACUGAAGACUUUCCCGUAUAGCAUCUACAUAAGGCUUCAGCAUGUGUAUUUUCUCUGGUGCUUGUCUUGUUUUAAUCACUACAGUACAUAACUUACUAAAUAAUCAUGGUUUAAAUUUUUUGUCCUGUAAAGUGUGAGUACCUUCUCAUUGAGUAUGAAACUAAAAUGACACACAGAAUGUACUUCAUCAGAAAAUAGGUAUUACAUUAUUUUCAAAUGCGUGUGUAGUACUCUGAGGCUAUUCAGUAGAAUGUGUGUUCAAAAGGUAGAUCCUAAAAUCCUGGAGAGGUUCUAAAGUCACAGGUCUGGCUAGACUUCUGUGUAAGACAGUGGCAGGAAAGAAGUCACGAUGCCAAGAUGCUGCUUAACCUUUGAUUAUGCUGCAUUUUCUGCAGGUGUCACACUUGGCCUAUUACACUACUGUUGUGUGUGGCUUUUGUAAAAGAACAAAUUCAAAAUUGCUAACUACGGACAGACAACAUAAAAGGCUUAUAGCGAGAUGGGGCUAAAGGGCAGCUUUAGCUUUGAUUUUACAGCAGUGUUGAAACUUGACCCUGCUACUGCAUGUUACCAAGAACAUACUGCCAGAACUGCAGACUGUCUUGAGUAGGAUUAGGAAGAUGGCGUCUGCAAGAGCUUUCUUAAUAGACAAGUGGAAUGAUAGGAAGUGCUCAAAGAGGGAUGGGCAGGGGUGGCAGGGCUGUCUUUGCUGCUAGAAAGCCUUAGUUUCACUUGUGGUCUCUAGCAGUGAAGCUAACUUCCACAGACCACAGGACACAUCUGUGAGGGAGGCUAUGCCAUAUUUAUUCCAGAGGCUAAAAUAACGUAAACCCCACCCAUCAUUACUGUCUGCUUCCUCAAUGCCCUGGCUCGAUCUGGAGGACUCUUCCUGCUGUGAGGGAGGAGGCACACCUUUCUUACUAAGUGGCCUUAGGCUCCACGUGUCUUAAAUAACUCCUGCCUCCCUGGGCUAACCGUUAAUGUGGUUCAGCUAAUUUUACCAAAAGAACGGACACGGAAAAGGAAAGGCUUUAGUGACAGCUAGAAACAAGGGGGAAAGGAAGGAUGAGACAAGGAGAGCUCUUGCUCUCCUUUUGUAUGGCAGUUGUCAGCCUUGUCUGACAUGGUUGCAUUAAUGGCUGUCACGUUGGUUUCCUUCAGUUAAAUAGCUUUGAUUUAUUAACAAGCAAAACCCAAAGAGUGGGGCGGCAGAGGGCAGUUUUGUAUUCAACCCUGUGUAAUUGCAGCCUGUGUAAGAUUGAGCUCUCAAUGUCCUGGGACAGAGAGACUACCUCAGAGCUAGAAAAAGAGCCCUUUAAAGCAGCUGACAUUUCAACCUGGACCCUUAAGGAUUAUUCCAGAUGAUUGGGGCAGUAGAGGUGUUUUUGGUGUUCAUUUGUUUGUUUGGUUUUUUUUUUAAAGAUUGUUGUUGGUAUGACUGGUUAAGAUUGAAGAAAAUGUUUUGCAUAUUCUCAGAGUGGGACUUUCAGCUGACUGGUCUGAACUUUGGCAGAAGGCACAAAAAGUAGAGAAGGGGCACAGAGGUAGAGAAAGAAGGUGUGCAGGUGGAGUGUUAUAGCAGGGGCAGCUACUGUCUCAGAGACAUCUACUUGUAAGAAGUUGCAGUCGAAUAUGCUCAGUUUCUAUCUUUUCUUCCUGUCUUGACUGUAAAGGAACUGAUAUUUUUUACUUGGCCAAGUACUGACGCAUAUGGAAAGUUCUUUUAACCUUAAAUUAUCAAAUACAUUUAUUUUAUCCAAAACAAAGUUAUUUCUGUAUUAUUAGAAUAUGACACUGGAUAUUUCUGUUAUUUUUGUCAAAUACACAUUUGAGCUCAUCUUAAUCUCGAGGUUGUAACGUCUGUGUUAUCUCAUGGUGCGCUGUUUUUUUCAAGGGAGAGUUACACUGUGGUAGUGCUGUACGCCGAUGCUACUGUAAUCAUAAACCUGUGUCUAGGUUGGGUUUUCCUUCUGAGACUUUUUUCCCUGUUAGCAGGAAAGCCUGGCUGCUCUUUAAGGAAUAAAAGUUCACUGAAAACUG